Molecule: messenger RNA, 1016 nt
Organism: Pisolithus orientalis
Lineage: Eukaryota; Fungi; Basidiomycota; Agaricomycetes; Boletales; Pisolithaceae
Exons: 6
Coding region: 110-883 (257 amino acids)
Source: RefSeq, a predicted model, not a curated record
ACGGAUCCAACCGUGGACCACGAGGCAUGCCCGCAUGCAGUGUAUCCAACUUGAUCUAUCUUGACAAGCUCUUUGGAGUGUCGGGAACAGCGAAAAGUUCGAUCGUACCAUGGCGCCAGGUCUUUGCGAGAGUUGCCACAAGAAACCAACAUUUGGCACUCACAAAUAUUGCGGAAAGACGUGCGCCUCUCAAGCGAACGGACUUAGAGGACCUGCUCAUUUGCAACCAAAGGCGUCCAGCACGGGUCGCAAUCGAGCAGCACCACCUGGAAUACCCCAGAAAGCGGUUCAACUUUGCGAUUAUUGUGGAAAGAAACCAAAGUUCAGCAACUUCGACUAUUGCACCAAAUCCUGUGCGGCACUUGCAAACCCGUCGCAGAGUAACCAAGCAACCGUCCAGGGAAAGCAAGCUACGAAACCGAACGCACCUCACGUUCCCUACCCACCCCAGAACGCUCCUGCUCCUAAACGUCCCCACAACGUGACAAAAGCACCCCAGGGGAAAGUCCCUGUAUCUCAAGAUGAUACCUCCGAUGAAGAGGAAUGCGACGAGAGUGAUGAGAAUACGGGUACCGACCUAAGUGCUUAUCCAACAGAUUCUGAUGAGGAAGAGCCGCCGGGGAACCCUACCGUGCAGUCGUCACGAAGUGCUCCUGGGACAUGUGCCAUUCCACACUGUGGGAGGCGGUCACAUUGGGAUUGGAAGCACCCUGCAUUAUGUGCAAACGCUACCCGCAGAGUGGCUCCGAUUACUUUUGCUCGUCGUCUUGCAGGAACCAAUCCAUGUCGAAGACCUAAUCAACGUGUCUUCCUCGUCACUCGUUGUGUGUCACUGCAAAAUCGUUGUACCGUUCACCUGGGGGCAGUGCCCUCUUUUUCCUGAUAUCGGUGGUGGUUGAGGGCGUAAAGUGCACUUACCUCCUGCCCAAUGUACAUCAAUUCAAUAGUAGAGGAAAGAUUUGGUUUGGUCGUGGAUAGUGUAAUCUUGCUUACGUUUGCCUAAACGAAAAAAUACC